Hemibagrus wyckioides is the source of this 4381-nucleotide messenger RNA. RefSeq names its product TYRO3 protein tyrosine kinase (gene tyro3). Gene Ontology annotation, cellular component: signaling receptor complex. The transcript has 19 exons. The record is from RefSeq and is a predicted model, not a curated record. The coding region runs from base 306 to 2921 and encodes 871 amino acids. NCBI's taxonomy places the organism in Eukaryota, Metazoa, Chordata, Actinopteri, Siluriformes, Bagridae. Gene Ontology annotation, biological process: protein phosphorylation; positive regulation of kinase activity; nervous system development. Gene Ontology annotation, molecular function: transmembrane receptor protein tyrosine kinase activity; protein binding; ATP binding.
CACACUAAUGGCAUUUUCCCUCGAGGAGCAAAACAAUUGGGAGUCUCCAGAGCUGCUGUGCUGCUUCGUGUAUAAGUUUUGUUAGCACUUGCAGAGCUAUAUGUUUACUUCUAAACUGAAAAUGGAAAGCGUUAUUGACACCAAUGAAAUCGUACAGUGUUUUAAUGAGAAGUUUCUCUUUCUGGAGCUCGUCUCGCUGUGGAGCUGCUGCUGAUGUCGUGCACCUACAGCCAGGAAAGUCACUGAGCUCGCCUGGUCGAAGUAACCAUAAACUGAUUAAAUAGAUUGUUUUAAGUUGUGGUACAAUGGGGAUUUAUUUGUGGAUGAUACUUUUUCUUCUACACAACGCUAACAGAGUUGAAGGGUUAAAGUUUACCAAGAACCCAGCCAACCUCACGGUAACCCAAGGUAACAUGGCCCGUCUCGGAUGUGCUGUCGAGGGCUUAAUUGAGCCGGAGAUCAUGUGGAUGAAGGACGGAGAAAAACUGUACAGCAUGGACCAGAUGUACAUCACUAUAGACACCCAUCACUGGGAGACAUAUCACAGCGUGAAAUCAGUCCAGCAGCAGGAUGCUGGGAAAUACUGGUGUGAGGUUGAACAUCAUGGCACCGUCAUCUCCUCUGAGCCAGCCUGGAUCACUGUGGAAGGUGUACCCCACUUUACAUUAGAACCCCAGGAUAUUGCUACAUUUCCUGGGGCUCCCUUUAACCUGACUUGUGAAGCUAUUGGACCUCCUGACCCAGUGCAGGUGCUCUGGUGGCUUGGUGGAGUACAAGAAGGAGAUUUCAGGCCCUCCCCAUCUGUUCUUAUGGUAGAAGGUGUGAAUGACAGCAUAAAAUUUUACUGUGAAGCCAAAAAUGCCAGAGGUAUUUCUGUGUCUCGGACUGGCACCGUGUAUAUUAAAGUACCUCCUGAUUCUCCUACGAAUAUACACCUUGACCAGAUGUCUGAUAAUGUGACCCUCAUGUGGAGCCCAGGGUUCACUGGCUAUUCUGACUUGUCCACCUGUACCAUUCAGAUGUCUAAGAACUCUGGGACAAAGAUGAAACUUCCUGAGCUACAAGUUACAGUGCCACCGUUCCAGCACACAUUUGGAGGACUCAGCAGUCACUCCAAUUACAGCUUUCGAAUCCGCUGUGGUAAUGAGGUUGGCUCCUCCCCUUUUUCUCCUUGGGUGGACUUUCAGACUCCAGAAGCAGUGCCCUCAGCAGCACCCAAAAACCUAACCUUUCAGUUGACAGAGCAGCAGCUGUCCCUGAACUGGGCAGCACUCAACGAUGAAGAGCUGAAUGGACGACUGUUGGCCUAUAAGGUGCAAUGGAAUAUAGGAGGAGAGAGUCAGGAGCCAUUGCUGUUUAAGGAAAACUUUGCUCAUCUCUCUGGAGGUGCUCGCUUCUUCAAUGCCACUUUUCAAGUAUCUGCUUGUACAGUGGUAGGAUGUGGACCCUUGAGCAUGCCAGUGCUCAUUAUGCCAAUUUCAGCUGUUCAGGCUCAAUCUGCAAGAGGACACAUGUGGGUGGGUCUGCUUUUUGGACUGCUGGUGGCCACCAUUCUGGGACUUCUGCUUAUAGUCCUGGUACACCGCAGAAGCAAAGAAUCUCAAUUUGGGUCUGCAUUCAAGUCAUCAGGGAUGGAAUCUGUAGUGUCCUUCACUGCAGCAAGAUCCUUCAACAGGCAGGGCUUGGAGUUCCCAGAACACACACUGGACAGUCUGGGCAUUAACGAUGACUUGAAGACCAAGCUGCAGGAUGUCCUCAUCCCUGAAAGGCUUCUCACCUUAGGGCACAUGCUAGGAAAAGGGGAGUUCGGCUCAGUGCGAGAGGCCUUUCUUAAGAUGGAGGACAGCUCUGUGCAGAAGGUGGCAGUGAAAGUACUGAAAACUGAUAUCAACUCUUCAAGUGAUAUAGAGCAAUGCCUCAAAGAGGCUGCCUAUAUGAAGGAUUUUCAUCAUCCCAACGUCAUCCAGCUCAUAGGUGUGAGUCUGCACAGACGACCCCAGCAACGGUUACCUAUUCCUAUGGUGAUCCUUCCCUUUAUGAAACAUGGUGACCUGCAUACUUUCCUCCUUAUGUCCCGUCUGGGGGACGAACCCUUUACCCUUUCCCUACAAACACUUGUUCAGUUCAUGUUGGAUGUUGCUCGGGGAAUGGAAUAUCUUGGCAGCAAAAACAUCAUCCACAGGGAUUUAGCUGCUCGCAACUGCAUGUUGAAUGAGAACAUGACAGUAUGCGUAGCAGACUUUGGUCUUUCCAAGAAGAUCUACACUGGUGAUUAUUACAGGCAAGGGUCGGUCUCAAAGUUGCCAGUGAAGUGGAUUGCACUGGAAAGUUUGGCUGACAACGUUUAUACAACACAAAGUGAUGUGUGGGCUUUUGGAGUGACCAUGUGGGAGAUUAUGGCUCGAGGACAGACUCCUUAUCCUGGGGUGGAAAACUCAGAAGUCUAUGAAUACCUCAUCAAAGGUGAAAGGCUCAAACAGCCACCUGACUGUCCUGAUGACAUCUAUGAGAUCAUGCACAGCUGCUGGUCUCCUGUUCCUAAGUGUCGUCCCAGUUUCCAACAACUGGUGGCUCAGUUAGAGGGUCUCUGUACUGAACUUUCUCCAGCGGCCACAAAGGAGCAACUGCUUUAUGUGAACCUGGAAGAUGAUGAUGAUAGGGAGCUGGAUUCAGGGCUCGGAGCGACUGCCAACACACCGGGCACUUACGAGCCACAGUGGGGUGUACCUUGGCAAUGUACAGAUAUGGAGGAUAUUGAAAAAGACUGGCUUGUAGUGUCCUCGGGAGCUGCACUGGCUAUCGGCGGUGACUAUCGCUAUAUUAUUGGCCCAUGUGGGUCUACAGACAGGGAGAGCAGACAGUCUGAGGACGGCCGCUCGGAAGAUAUCAGAGACGAUGAGGAUGUUAUCAUAAAUGUGUGACAGUUUUUUAAUAUAUGAAAUGUAUGAUGUAUUAGCAAGUUCUGAUAAACUGAAGGAGCUUGUGAAAUGUGUAUGACAUAAAGAACACUUUUAUGAGGCAAAAUAGACAUAUACAAUCAGCUAAUACCAUGAAGUAGGCAUAGUUUUCAAAGGUAGUAUAUAUAAAUAAAUGUUUACAAGCAAAAAAAAAGCUAAAAGGUUUUCAAUACUUAGAAAAGUUAGUUUAUUAACUUUGUACCACGAGCACUGAUUUACUGUACAUAUAAUGUUUCUCAUUGAUGUAUUUCCUCUGUCAGAGAUCUCUUGCUUUUACUUUGUCAUGUAAAAUAAUUGUUUGUCCUUUUACAAUGCCAGUAUUGCAGAGUUUGUACAGGAUCUACACAGAAUUGGUGAUUUGGGGUAUUGUACAAAUGGUGUAUGUUGUAAGUGUCCACAUUACAGUAUUCUGUAUUAUAUCUGGAUGUGAAGUGAUGAGAUGUCUGUUGGUGGUUUAGGUUAUUUUAAUGUCAAAUGGAUCACCUUUAACAAAUGGUGAAGAAUUUAAGUGUCAUUUAUUAUGGUUGAAUAACUUUGUACAAUUUACAUUUUCCUUUAGUUCAUUAGUGAAUGAGAACUAAAAUUUGUUAUGCCUUUUAAAAGGGUAUCUUUUUAAAAUGAUUUAACAUUCCUUGUCAGAAGUGGAUAUGACCAUGUUUAUAUAUGUAUGUAUGUAUGUAUGUAUGUAUGUAUAAUGUGUGUGUGUGUAUACACUACCGCUCAAAAGUUUGGGAUCACUGGCUUGAUUUCAGCUACGGAGGAAGACUCCAUCAGCCAAUCCAUCUUGUGGGAGAUUCUCCAGGAAGCAUGGGGUGAAAUCUCAUCAGAUUAUCUUGAAUAAUUGACAGGUAGAAUGCCCAGGCUGUAAUUGCUGCAAAAGGUGUUUUUUCUUUUUUUUGAGGAAGGCAAAGUUUGAGAAAAACAUUCAUCAUUUCCAUCAAAAUCAUUAUUUCUAACUCUGACAUGUCAGCAUGACCUGUUCUUUUGCUAUAUUUUCUAUUCAGACUAAUUCCGUGUGUGUUUCUUUGGAAAACAAUAAAAUUUUUGAGUGAACCCAAACUAUUGAGCGGUAGUGUAUAUAUUAGAGCAGAAAAAGACUUGACUAUAUGGCUAUUAUGGUUGUACACAAAUCAAGCAUUGAACAUGUAACAAUGGAAGUGAUGUACGGGCACCAAAAUAUCCCCAAACUAUGGGUGGAAGUAAAUACAGUAUGAAUGCUUCAUUACGUGGGCUACACACAGCCUUUAGCUGACACUUGAAAUAUCUCAAACUUUCAGGUUCUUUUUCUUUAAUAGUGUUUAUGGGAAAGUUCUUAAAACAGUGUUACGAUGGAGCUGAUAUUGUGUUAUCUUCAAACUGAAGUGGAACAUGUUCAUUUUCAACACCGUUCUGAUUUUGAAUAAAAAAUAAACAUGAAUUUUGAA